This is a messenger RNA of Knipowitschia caucasica, 294 nucleotides long. NCBI's taxonomy places the organism in Eukaryota, Metazoa, Chordata, Actinopteri, Gobiiformes, Gobiidae. The record is from the annotation of a GenBank genome assembly.
AUGUCGCCCCCUGGCGGACAGCAGCGUGUCCUGCUCCUCACGGACUGGAUCAAAGAGACAGAUGUCCUCCAGAACCCCCAGACCCUCAGACCCCGCCAGAACCCCCAGACCCCCCCAGACCCUCAGACCCGGUCUCGGUCCAUUUUUGUGGAUCCUCUUCCCACUCGCUGUGACCUCCUGGCUCUGUCGGUCCAGGGCAGUGGGAGUGAGAGCGGCCCCAGGGACAGGUCUGAUAUGGGGCAUGGGCCAAAACAAAAGACCCCUCUGCUGCUGAGGAGGAGGAGGUUUGCUUAG